Lagopus muta (rock ptarmigan) is the source of this 5975-nucleotide messenger RNA. RefSeq names its product chromosome 5 C10orf143 homolog (gene C5H10orf143). NCBI's taxonomy places the organism in Eukaryota, Metazoa, Chordata, Aves, Galliformes, Phasianidae. The record is from RefSeq and is a predicted model, not a curated record. The transcript has 4 exons. The coding region runs from base 515 to 814 and encodes 99 amino acids.
CCACAGCCUCCUUGGGCAACCUGUGCCAGUGCAUCACCACCCUCUGGCUGAAAAACUUCCUCCUCAUAUCCAACCUCAACCUCCCCUGUCCCAGUUUAAAACCAUUCCCCUUAUCCUAUCACUAUCCAUCCUCUUAAGCAGCCGUUCCCCCUCCUGUUUACACGCUCCCUCCUACUCCAGCCUGACCCAUCCCAACUCCCCAUAGCACCGCGCUGCACUCCCGCACAUCCCCGUCACCCCGACGUAGGGAGGAGCCCGACAGCGCCGUUAUUGCUCAGGACGUGCAGAAAUAACAGCAGAUAAAACUUGCUGCGCUCUGCUCCUUCCGCGAUACUCCGAGCUACGCCGGCUCAGCGACCUCCCCCGGGGCAGCUCUGCUCACCGCCCCAAGCCCGGGCACGCUGCCCUCCGUCCCCCGGCCCCGCCCCGUGCGGGAGGUAGGCAGUGCCCGGAGCGGCAGCGGGUCCAGGCGGGCCUCCGGAGCUUCCCGAGCCGCGUGUGCCGCCCCGCCGCCAUGGAGGCGUUGGCUCGGGGGCGGCGGGGGCUGCGGGAGCCGGAGCCGGGAGAACCGGAGCGUAAGCGAGUGUGCAAGCCCUUAGAAGCCAUUCCAAAUGAAGUUGAUGCUCGCCUCAUUGACUGUGCUAUGGAGCUGGAUUCUAAACAGAAAGUCUCCUCUGGCUGUGGUCCUUGGGCCACAAAGACAAAGCAAAACUCUAUGAUUUUUGAAAACCAAGGAAGCAGAGGUACUGCCCAGCCUUGCCCAAGAUGUAUUGCUGGAGAAUCUGGACACUUCAGUCACAUCCUGGGCUGCUAGAGAUGGACAGACAGGAGAUAAGCAGCGCUGCUUCCCCUGCUGGGGUCUGGAAAUGCACCUGUGAGCAGCGUACAGCUGGAGUACGUUCACUCGUGGCAGAUGUUCAGCAUGCUGCUCUGUGUGUCACUCCUCCAUCACGCCGUUUGAUGCCACCGUUUUUACACUUGAAAAAAUGCUUUUGUACUUAAGGUAUCUCAUAUGUAUGAAAAAAUAGGUUUCUCAUUUAACUUUUUGGAGCAGUUAAGCUGAUUCGGCCUUUGGCCCAGUCUUCACCUGGCCCUGGACCAAAGGCUGUGCUGAUACAGGGUAUUUCACUGUCUCACUUAGGCACUUUCUCUGAUGCUCAUGAAGGUUGUCGUUGUGUUCACAUUGGUAGUGGGCCUGCACUUCUGCCUCAAUUGUAAUAGAAGCGGGCAGAAAGGGAGGACUCUUCAGUUCUAAUAGAGAGCUGAUCAGCUUGACAGCUAUGCAAAGGCCAGUAAAAACCCUACUGAAACUUAUUUUGUUCUAAAAUCCAGAAUAUGCAUCCAUUUCAGGUAUCUUUCCUACAUGCCAAACUCUUACUUGAUUUACAAUAAGCACAGUUUGUGAAUGUGACAGAUAACUACUUGAAAGAAAAAAAUCAGUGUUAUUUGAACAACAUUAUGAUGCAAAAGCGAGUGGUGCUUCAGAUCUACACAGUCCUCUCAAAUUGCUGAAGAUACCAUCUGAUGCUCUGGGAUUCCUUCUUUCCAACUGUUGUGAUACUAGAACAAGUCUGUUUCAGCUUCUUACCCAACUUGAUCUUAUUGGCUUGCCACAAAUAAUUUAAUCAACAUUUGGGCAGUCUGCAAUGCUAUGUAAUUUUUAAACACCUGCAGGUUUUAAACUCUGAAGGUAUCCAAGUUGUGUUAUUUGGAUGUGACACUUCAGUGGCUGCUCUGGAAUGGAACUGGCUGCUGUUCAGAACAGAAUAGCAGCAUGCUUACCCUCUGCAUUAGAUGGAAAUUUCUGCCAAAGCUCAGGAAGAAAGCAAUCUCCACUGUCAGGAGAAGUGUCCCCUGUUCCCGUGAAGCCUUUGGGCAGGGUUCAUCCCACCAGCAGCAAGGCAGGCAGAACAGCUUCCAGCCUCUCCUGUUCUGAGGGCAGUACUCAGUAUAGAAUCUGAAGUAGCAAAAGUCUACUAACUGGUCUUUAAAGAUCACUAUCCCAGUGGUGUUUAUCACAAUGUAAAAUUCUUAGAGAAGUCUUAUCGCAGUCCUAGAACACUUCCCAUACUGUGUGUGGAGCUGUAGCUGUAGUGUGAGCACUGAGUUGGCUUUUAUUAACAAGAUUCUCUUCCCACGUAGAUGAAUAUCAUAUAAUUACUGAAUUUGGUUAAGCAACAGGUGGGGAGAUAAGUUUAUUAAGUAGAGCUGCACUAAACUGACACCCAGAAAGGUUAGUUAGGAAAGAAUAGAUAUCCUCCAAUCCCAUACAAACUUUACAUCCCUUGGAAAUGGAUCAUUGCAAAGUGGGAUUGGGCUGGAUGAUCUCCAGAGGUUCCCCUGACCCCUGUGAUUCUGUAGUUGUAUAAUCAAUGGAUAUUAAGAUGUAUAAUCAAUGGACACUAAGAUGUUAUAAUCACAAAAAGAACAAGAGAGUUAGGCAAAGUAGACUAAGACAAUAGGAGAGAAUAAAUGGAAGGCUUACCCAUACGCUAGGCUCACCUAUAGAAAGCACCAGAAGAGGGGAUCUCCAGCAGAGAUCCUUCCCCACUGGUAGCCAGCUCUUCAAUAGGUCUAGGAGGGGUGGAGCCUGGCUUCCGGCAGCACAGCUGAAUUGCCUUCACUUGUACUCCUCUGGCUGGCUCAUGGCUCGCCUCAGGUGAUCAAUCAGAGGUUCAGGCUGUGACUCAGCAGUUCCCAUGUAGUUCUGCCAGUUGUUUCAAACACCCCCCAGCUUCCUGCAAUGACAGAGGCAGUACAGUCUGCUCAGAGAUCACAUUACUGAGAAUCACAAUGGUUGUGUUACCUUGAAGGUUAUAAACUCAUCUUGAGCUCUCCAGCUCCCAGUGCUGGUUGAUACAAGCAAUAGUAUCUAUCCAAGCUGGAAAGGAACAUAUGCUCAGUUGAAAUGAUAGUAGUGCAUGAGCAAAUUCCCAAUAUCCUGAUAAUAGAGUUUAUCAACUAAUGCAAAACAGUGAAGCAAAAUGGUUUCUAAACACAUUGUUUGCUCUGCAACUGCGUAUUUGUUACUGGGUAGCUAGGCUGUAUUUUGUGGGCAGUUCAUUUUUACAAGAUUUUCCAAUUGUUUUUCAGCCAUGUCAGCCAAGAGAAACGAUGGCUGAGCUUCGGUUUCUGUGCUGUAAAAACUGAGAUAGUUACUUUGAGUGUAGAAGGCUGAAAGGUAUCUAAAAGUUUAGUCACUGCAAAAUGACUCAGAACCUGCUGGGUGUCAAUGCUGGAAAGCAGCUGUUAGCAGAACAGUAUGCAGUCAAAGUUUAAGGUGUCUUAAGAAGAGAAAUGGCACUUGGACUUGUUCACAAAGUUUUCUGCUAGAAUAUAUUGCACCAGAGAAGCACCAUAUUGCUUUUAAUGCACAGGCAAUACACUAUGAACCGUCAGACUCAGAGGAUGAUUUUCCAUUUAAAUAGAUAGCAGUGCAUAGAUUUCUUCUGUUAGCUAAAAACCUGACUGUAUUUUAGUCAACAGAAUACAGUCAGAAUGAGAACUCUUCACAAUCCUUGUAGCUCCCAUCACGCUCUUUCCAAUCCUUCUCCUUUCAGAGUAACCAUUACUUGGCUUUUGUAAGGUGCCACCAUACAUAGCUCACAGGAUUGCUCAUAGUUCCUCCUGGCUGCAUUACAGAGCCCCGAUGAAGUCAUACUCUGUUCGAUUUUAAUGUAAUUUUCUCGUAUCAGUCUUCUCAUCAUUACUGUGCACUGUGCAGGUAUUUUAUGGCACUGUCCACGGUGACUCUCAGCUCUGUCCUUGCAGAUUACUGCAUCUCUACAGCUCAAGAAAGCAGGAGAACGUUGUGCUAUUUUUAACCUGCAGUGUGGACAUGGGUACCAUGUAAUUGAUCAGUAGUUCUGUUACUCGUGUGUAUACUUCAAAUAUCUAAAUGCUAUAGAAACAGGAGUAGAAUUGUCCCAGGUUGGAUCUUUGUUCAACUACAGCCUUUUGCAUUCCUCAGGAACGCGAUGCAGGGUAUGUCAGAGCAGUUCUAUGGCCAUAAGAGGGCUGGAUGGGCUGGGAGCAGCCGGCAUCUGUGUGCCCAACAGUAGGUGGGGAAAGGCUGAGAAAAGGACUGGCAUUGAAUGGGAACACUUCUUACAACAGGUUUUUGAUAACCUGUUUUGUUCUGGGAAACCCUUUUUGAUCUCACAGCUCAGUCUCGAACAUCACAGAUCACAAUUACUGACACACUGAUGGUUUCCAGCAGUACUUCUGCCGUCGUAUUUGUUAAUACAAAAGCAUAUUGGGCAUCAGGAGAGCGUCAUACCUGAGUUUUCUUCUUAAGUAAACGUUGGCAUCAUCACUGUUUGAGAAGCAUUUCCAGUGUGACUGCAGUUCAGACGUGCGUUUGCUCCUGCUUGAUUAGCAGAGACUCUGUCUAGUUUUGAUAGCAGCUCCCUCCUUUUUGGUAGUCCUUGAGUUGGCCUGGAGUUAAAACAUAAACCAACAAGAAACCUCCUCCUGCACAAACUUCACAGUGAAUCCUUAGGAAGGAUGUGACUGCUUGCCCCAUGCCUCUUAAUGGGCUAGAUGCAUUUAUACAUCAGCCAGGACACAAAUGAGUUGCAGCUGAAAUAGUUCAGCACAGUGGAGACUUGCUGUUUGAUUCAAUAGAUGUGCUGUAUCUGUAAUCUGCCUCAAGAUUUGCUCAGCCAGAAUCACAGUGCUGCAGCAGGUGCAGCUGAGGGCCGUGCAGCUGGGGAUGGUGGAUGUUCCUUUAUAGCAGAUGGGUGUCAGACCUGCAGCAGAACCUCAGCACUAUUUUUGUAGGACUUUUCUUCACCUUGUACAACUAUGCCAUUUUGGUUGACUGAUAAAUACGAUUCUUUAUCUUUCUUAAUGCUGUGGUUUGUACACAAAAUAACCUAAAAUAUACUUUAUUUAGGUGUAUAUAGUAAAGCAUACAAUCAGUUUUUAAUUCAAAUGAAAAUGAUAUAGUAUUUUUAACUUUGUAUUUUAUAAGUUGUUGCAAAAGCAGAAGCAUUAAACCCACCUUUGGCUACAGUACAAACUGUCUGGUUUUGUUCUGCCGUUGAUAAUUGAGCUGUGUUCUGCAGGCACUGAGGCACGAAGGUAAAUAAAAGGGUUUGGGGUUUAUAUACUACGUAGCUUCAUUUGUACAACGUAGCCCACCCGGUUCUUCCCCUCACUGCCCAAAAACAUGAAUGAUACACAGAAACUCUGAAACAACGUAAUUCCUCUCUGCAGCUUCAGUGUAAUGGAGAGUUAAACAUUCCCAUUUCUCAACUCGUCUCCACCUGCCUUUCCAGAGUUUGCUUUUCCUCACCUAAUUGGAGCACCUUAGCAUCAGACCUGCGUUCCUGCAGCUCUAGGUAGAAAUGGAGGUGUCACGCUGCCUUGCGAAUCUAAGCUCUGCCCUCCUUGGAUCUCACUGCUUUAUGUAGAUUAUCACUCUGCUCCAUAGCUGCGUGGUUCCAAAGCAAAUCCCUCAGCCACUGCUGCACGCCGGGCACCGCUGCAGCUCUGAGAGCCUCCAGCCCAAUCCCACAGUCCCACAGCCCACGUCCCUCAGCGCCACAUCCCUGCAGCUCUGAACACCUCCAUGGAUGAGGACUGCCCACCCCUGGGCAGCUGUGCCAGUGCCUGGCCGCUCUCUGGAGCAGACAUUGCUGUGAUACCAACCUGACCCUCCCUGGCUUCAGUUUGGAGACUGCCCAAAGUGUAACCAUGGCCACACGGCACAGCCCAACACCCCUGGGAAGGUAACAGCUGUGCCCAGGAGCUCUGACACUGUAAGAAAGGGGAGGACAGUGCAGAACUCCUUUGCUUUUUUGUCUAAUUUUGUCACCAAUGCCUACAUGCAUUGAGAGGAAAACGGCUUCAGCAGCCUGGAGAAGAACACGAUUUGGCUGUAGAUACAUUUUGUAUAAAGAUAAGCAGAUGGAACAUUUAAGAUGAGAGAAUUAAGCCUCGUAAGAAAGUGCAAGAGCAAAUGUGAAGUU